Otolemur garnettii (small-eared galago) is the source of this 3655-nucleotide messenger RNA. It is a transcript of the gene VLDLR, whose product is annotated as very low density lipoprotein receptor. The record is from RefSeq and is a predicted model, not a curated record. Lineage: Eukaryota; Metazoa; Chordata; Mammalia; Primates; Galagidae. Bases 419 to 3040 code for a protein of 873 amino acids. Gene Ontology annotation, molecular function: calcium ion binding; protein binding. The transcript has 19 exons.
GCUCCUCACCCCGCGCUCCAGCCGCCGCCAGUGUGGGUGCUCCGCUGCCCGCUCCUCUCUCUUCUGUCUUCUCCUCUGCUCUCGCCUCCCCACCCCCUCUUCUUCCCCUCCCCUCGUCCUCCCCUCCCCUCCCCUCCUCUGCAGCGCCUGCAUUAUUUUCUGCCCGCAGGCUCAGCUUGCACUACUGCUGCAGCCUGGGGAGGUGGGUGGUGGGUUGGCUGGUGGGGAGGAGAUUGUGCAAGUUGUAGGGGAGGGGGUGCCCUCUUAUUCCCGGCUCUGUUCCUCCCCCCCCCAACUCCUUCCCCCUCCUUCUCCCCUUCCCCCUCCCCGCCCCCACCUCCUUCCUCCUUUCGGAAGGGCUGGUAACUUGUUGUGCGGAGCGAACAGCAACGGCGGCGGCACCAUCCAGGCGGGCACCAUGGGCACGUCCGCGCGCUGGGCGCUCUGGCUGCUGCUCGCGCUGUGCUGGGCGCCCCGGGAGAGCGGCGCCACCGGAACCGGGAGAAAAGCCAAAUGUGAACCCUCCCAGUUCCAGUGCACCAACGGCCGGUGUAUUACUCUCCUGUGGAAAUGUGAUGGGGACGAAGACUGUGCUGAUGGCAGUGAUGAAAAGAACUGUGUAAAGAAGACAUGUGCUGAGUCUGACUUCGUGUGCAACAAUGGCCAGUGUAUUCCCAACCGGUGGCAGUGUGAUGGGGAUCCUGACUGUGAAGAUGGCUCUGAUGAAAGCCCAGAACAGUGCCAUAUGAGAACAUGCCGCAUAAAUGAAAUCAGCUGUGGCGCCCGUUCCACUCAGUGUAUCCCAGUGUCCUGGAGAUGUGAUGGUGAAAAUGAUUGUGACAGUGGCGAAGAUGAAGAAAACUGUGGCAACAUAACGUGUAGCCCUGAUGAGUUCACUUGCUCCAGUGGCCGCUGCAUCUCCAGGAACUUUGUAUGCAAUGGCCAGGAUGACUGUAACGAUGGCAGCGACGAGCUUGACUGUGCCCCACCAACCUGCGGUGCCCACGAGUUCCAGUGCAGCACCUCCUCCUGCAUCCCCAUCAGCUGGGUGUGCGAUGAUGACGCAGACUGCUCUGACCAGUCCGACGAGUCCCUCGAGCAGUGUGGCCGCCAGCCAGUGAUACACACCAAGUGCCCUGCCAGUGAGAUCCAGUGCGGCUCUGGCGAAUGCAUACACAAGAAGUGGCGAUGCGACGGGGACCCCGACUGCAAGGAUGGCAGUGAUGAGGUCAACUGCCCUUCUCUAACCUGCCGGCCUGACCAGUUUGAAUGUGAGGACGGUAGCUGCAUCCACGGCAGUAGGCAGUGUAAUGGGAUCCGAGACUGUGUAGAUGGUUCUGAUGAAGUCAACUGCAAAAAUGUCAAUCAGUGCUUAGGCCCUGGGAAAUUCAAGUGCAGAAGUGGGGAAUGCAUAGAUAUCAGCAAAGUAUGUAACCAGGAACAGGACUGCAGGGACUGGAGCGAUGAGCCUCUGAAAGAAUGUCAUGUAAAUGAAUGCUUGGUAAAUAAUGGUGGAUGUUCCCACAUCUGCAAAGAUCUAGUUAUAGGCUACGAAUGUGACUGUGCAGCUGGGUUUGAGCUAAUAGAUAGGAAAACCUGUGGAGAUAUUGAUGAAUGCCAAAAUCCGGGAAUCUGCAGUCAAAUUUGCAUCAACUUGAAAGGCGGUUAUAAGUGUGAAUGUAGUCGUGGCUAUCAAAUGGAUCUUGCCACUGGUGUGUGCAAGGCAGUAGGCAAAGAGCCAAGUCUAAUCUUCACUAAUCGAAGAGACAUCAGGAAGAUUGGUUUAGAGAGGAAAGAAUAUAUCCAACUCAUUGAACAGCUGAGAAACACCGUGGCUCUCGAUGCUGACAUCGCUGCUCAGAAACUCUUCUGGGCUGAUUUAAGCCAAAAGGCCAUCUUCAGCGCCUCAAUUGAUGACAAGGUUGGUAGACAUGUUAAAAUGAUCGACAAUGUCUAUAAUCCUGCAGCCAUUGCUGUUGAUUGGGUGUACAAGACCAUCUACUGGACUGAUGCGGCGUCUAAGACUAUUUCAGUGGCCACCCUAGACGGAACCAAGAGGAAGUUCCUGUUUAACUCGGGCUUGCGUGAGCCCGCCUCCAUAGCUGUGGACCCGUUGUCUGGCUUUGUUUACUGGUCAGAUUGGGGUGAACCAGCUAAAAUAGAAAAAGCAGGAAUGAAUGGAUUUGAUAGACGUCCUCUGGUGACAGUAGACAUCCAGUGGCCUAAUGGGAUAACGCUUGACCUAAUAAAAAGCCGCCUCUAUUGGCUUGAUUCUAAGUUGCACAUGUUAUCCAGUGUGGACUUGAAUGGCCAAGAUCGUAGGAUAGUACUGAAGUCUCUGGAGUUCCUAGCUCAUCCUCUUGCACUAACCAUAUUCGAGGAUCGCGUCUACUGGAUAGAUGGGGAAAAUGAAGCCGUCUAUGGUGCCAACAAAUUCACUGGAUCGGAGCUGGCCACCCUAGUCAACAACCUUAAUGAUGCCCAAGACAUCAUUGUCUAUCAUGAACUUAUACAGCCAUCAGGUAAAAAUUGGUGUGAAGAAGACGCAAAGAAUGGAGGAUGUGAAUACCUGUGCCUGCCAGCACCACAGAUUAAUGAUCACUCUCCAAAAUACACCUGCUCCUGUCCCAAUGGAUACAAUCUUCGGGAAAAUGGCCGAGAGUGUCAGAGUACUGCACCUACUGUGACUUACAGUGAGACAAAAGAUACCAACACAACAGAAAUUUCACCAACUAGUGGACUAGUUCCUGGAGGGAUCAAUGUGACCACCGCAGUAUCAGAGGUCAGUGUGCCCCCAAAAGGGACUUCUGCUGCCUGGGCCAUUCUUCCUCUCUUGCUCUUAGUGAUGGCCGCAGUUGGUGGCUACUUGAUGUGGCGGAAUUGGCAACACAAGAACAUGAAAAGCAUGAACUUUGACAAUCCUGUGUACUUGAAGACCACUGAAGAGGACCUCUCCAUAGACAUUGGUAGACACAGUGCUUCUGUUGGACACACAUACCCAGCAAUAUCAGUUGUAAGCACAGAUGAUGAUCUAGCUUGACUUCUGAGACAAGUCUCGACCUUUGAGGUCUAAACCCACAAUACCCUACAUCCCAGUGGUAACCGAACCAGCAGCUGAAGUCUCUUUCUUCCUCCUUUCUGGAAGAACAUCAAGAAAUCUUUGGGUGGAUCAAGUUUGUGUACUUGACUGUUUUAUAUUACUUUUGUAAAUAGUCUUAUCCACAUUCUACUUCAGCUUUGGAUGUGGUUACCAAGUAUCUGUAACCCUUAAAUUUCUAGACAGUAUUGCCACCUCUGGCCAAAUAUGCACUUUCCCUAGAAAGCCAUAUUCCAGCAAUGAAACUUGUGCUAUAGUGUAUACCACCUGUACAUACGUUGUAUAGGCCACCUGUAAAUAUCCCAGAGAACAAUCACUAUUCUUAAGCACUUUGAAAUAUUUCUAUGUAAAUUAUUGUAAACUUUUUCAAUAGUUGGGACAAUGGCAAUAGGAUAAAACGGGUUACUAAGAUGAAAUUGCCAAAAACAUUUGUAAACUAAUUUUGUACUUAUGAAUGAAAUCUUUGACCUCCAUGGAGGUUCGUAAAGACGGAGUGUUCAAACUACUGUACAUUUUUUUUCAAGUGCUAAAAAAAUUAAACCAAGCAGCUUAACCAUG